Blepharisma stoltei is the source of this 5595-nucleotide messenger RNA. NCBI's taxonomy places the organism in Eukaryota, Ciliophora, Heterotrichea, Heterotrichida, Blepharismidae. The record is from the annotation of a GenBank genome assembly.
AUGGAUCAUUUGCAGAACUCUCUAGCAACAUAUUAUGAAGAACCUUUGCUUCUUAUCUCAUAUGAUAACAACUCAAGAAAAUUUCAAUUGGAACAAAAUGGGAUUGAUUUUUUGAAAUCCUUGAAUGAACCUAUAGGGGUAAUCUGUGUAGCAGGAAUGUAUCGCACUGGUAAAUCAUAUGCAUUUUUAUAAUUUUUUAUAUAUUAUUAUAGGCACCCAAGCCCUAUUUUAUAUAUAAAAAAAGUCUGCAAUUUUUUUUCUAUAAGUUUAUAAACUGUUAAAUUAGAAUAUUUACUUAACAGAGUGCUACUAAACCGUAAAAAAGGCUUCGGAGUCGGACCAACAGUAAAUCCCUGUACAAAAGGCUUAUGGAUUUGGGGAUCUCCCAUUUCUGGAAUGACAAAAGAUGGAAAGCCAUGCAAUGUAAUAAUUAUCGAUUCUGAAGGCAUAGGAGCACUCGACGAAGACUCUAAUCACGACACCCGCAUUUUUUCACUGGCAAUUUUAUUGAGCUCUAAUUUUAUUUAUAAUUCUGUAGGUGCAAUUGAUGAAGAUGCCAUUCAAAAUUUAAGCUUAGUCGUAAACUUAACCAAGCAUAUUCACAUUAAAAGCUCACAAUCAGACGAGCUUGACUGUGAAGACUACGCUGAAUAUUUUCCUUCAUUUUUAUGGGUAGUCAGAGAUUUCACCUUAAAAUUAGUAGAUUCUGAAGGCAAAAAUCUAACACCUAAAGAAUAUUUAGAAAAAGCCUUGCAGCCCCAGAAAGGGUUUUCUGACACAAUUGAAGAAAAAAAUCGAAUAAGAAAAUUAUUAGCGAAUUUUUUUAAGGAAAUUGACUGCUGCACACUUAUAAGGCCGAUAUCAAGAGAAGAAGAUUUACAGAGACUUGAUGAUAUGGAUUUAAAUCAGCUAAGGCCAGAAUUUGUAGAACAGAUGCUAGAAGUAAGGAGAAAAGUGCUAGGAAAUAUAAAUGCGAAAGUUAUGAAUGGAAGAGAGCUGUCUGGAGAAAUGAUUGCGAGCUAUUUGGAAUCUUAUGUAGAAUCUAUAAAUUCUGGGGUAGUUCCAAACCUCGAAGAUGCGUGAAGCUAUAUCUGCCAAAAUCAAAAUAGAAAAAUUUUUGAAGAAUCCAAAGAAGUUUAUCAAAAAACAUUAGAAAAAUGUGCAGAAGAAAUGUUUCCAGUUCCUUAUGAAAAGUUAGUAGUAUAUCAUAAGACGUCUAAGAAUGCAGCAUUUAAGUAUUUCGAAAGCAGAAGUGUAGGGGAAGAUAAAUUGUGGUAUUUAGAAGAGCUUGCGGCACAUAUAAAAGAAAAAUUUGAAAUCCUUAAAGAUGAGAAUCUAAGUGAGACGAAAAUUGAGUGCGCAAAAUUUUUGGCUGAAAAAUAUAUAGAGAUUGACAAAAAAAUCAAGCAAGGAGAAAUUAAUAAGCUUGUAGAUUUUGAAAAAGCUUUAAGGAGUUUUGAAAAUGAUUUUGAUAAUUUUGGACCAAAAGGACCUAACAGCAAAGAGUAUUUUUUGGAAUUUGCAAGAGAAAAAUUAAAAAAAGUCGCGGAUAAUAUAGAAAUUUCCCAUAGAUGGCGCUGUUUGCCCUUGAUUUGCCCACUGGGGAAAAUUUUUGGUUUCGACCAGUACCAUAUGGUUUGGUCAAACCAAAAAAUUCUCCUCAUGGACAAAUCAAGGGCAAGCAGCGCCAUCUAUGGGAAAUUUCUAUAUGCUGAAACAAGCAUUAAAUGAAGUAGAAUUACAGCAUACAAUAUCCAGUGAACAAAUAAUAAGAUUAGAGUCAGAAUUAAAGCUCACAGAAGAAAAAUUAAUUUCUGAAAGAAAUGACUCAUUGAAUAAAAUUAAUUUAUUACAAGGAGAAAAAUCAGAAUAUGCAGCGAAAGAAAAGUCAUUAAAAGAGCAAGUAUUGCAUUUAAUUGAAGAAAAAGAUAAACUAGAAAACGAGCUAAGAGGCACUUUAGAUAAAUAUAAAGCUAAAUACCAAAAAGAGGUUGAGCUAUCCCUAAAUUACAUUGAGAUUAAUCUUCCUUUUGUUUAAAGUUCAAUGUCACAUCACCUGCCUGGGCUUCCGUUCCUGCUUCUGAGUUUCCCGGUCCACUGUCACUCCAGCAUCGCGCAGCUUCGCCCUUGAAAAGUCCUUAGCCUUCGGACGUUCGGAUUUUAACAGCCUUCCUUCCAGCUCGACCGCCUAAGGUUGGGGCAUCCUUCCAGAAAAUUCGAUUUCCCUAAGGGGCAUGAGUCCUGUUCUGUGCGUCUCAAUAUCUUAAAGCCCUGCCAUAGCCGGGAUAUAUUCGCUAGGAAAGCCAAACCUCAUAAUCCUAAAAUGCAAAAAAAGAAUUUCGGCCAGGAGGGCAGAAAAUUCAAGUGACAGCAUUUAAUGAUUAUGAGGUUGAGCUAUCAAAUUCUAAAGUUUCUGAGCUGAAUGACUAUGUAAAAGAAUUUGAAAGAGAAAAUGCUAUCAAAAUCGCAGGCUUUGAAGAAGAAAAAGCUCUUUUGACACAAAAAAUAUCUUUUUUAGAGAAUUCUCUUGAAGAUUAUAAACAGAGAGAUAAAGUGUCUUCUGAUAAAAUAAAAGAAGUAAGAAACGACCAUAACCAAGUAUUGAAACUAAUGCAAAAUAAAUUUGACUCACAGAUUUCGCAAUUUCAAGAAAAAUUGGAUUUACAGAUGAAGGAAAUUGGUGAAUUUGAAAAUGAGAUUGAAAAUAAAGAGCAAUUAAUUGAAGAUUUACAACAAAAAUUACAAGAAAAUCAAGCGCAAAAUUUAAAAAUAAUAAAAGAGCUGCAAAAUCAAAAUGAAGCAUUAACCAAAGGAUUAAAAGAAAAAGAUGAGGAAUUUAAAGAAAAAUUAGCGGAGCAGCAGCAAGAAAAUAUUAAAUCAACUGCUAGACUAAGAGCAAGAUUAGAAGAAACAGAAAAGAAGCUCAGAGGAAGUGAGGAGCUUUUAAGGAACGAUAUGUCUAUUUGGGCACAAGAUAAUGCUAUUUUAGUCCAAAAAAUUGAAUUUUUGGAACAAGAAGUAGCAGAACACAAAAAUAAAAGAGAAGAAGAUAUUCUGCUUUCUAUAAAAUAAUCAUUUUUAUUUUCUAUAAAAAAUACUAUCAAAUUCUUAACAAUAUACAAUAAAAAAUAUUAUGAAAGCAUGAUUUCAGCAUUAGAAAUCAACAAAGUCAGCGAAAACAGCACAAACUUUGAUGAAAUCCACAAUGAGCAAUCUGAAAAAAUAUUAAAAUUAACAAAAGAGAAUGAAUCAUUAAGAUCACAAAUGAACUCAAAACUUGAUGAAUUGACAGACAUUAAUAAUAAACUAGAAUCAAAGUUAAAGCUAGAACGAAAUGAUUGGACCCAUAAAGAAAAUUUAUAUAAAGAGCAAAUCGAAGGGCUCACCUCAGAAAAAUCAGAUCUGCAAUCUAAAUUAUCCAGAAAAAACACUCAGCCAGAAUCUCAUAAAAGAGUGAAUUCUAUUGAAUACGAAAAAGAAAUCGAGCAUAUAAAAUCUUCUUAUCACGAUGAAAUAGAGCUUCUCAAGUCUCAGCAUGAAACCACACUUAUGCAGCUUAAAGGGUUUUACGAACAAGAAAAAAAUCGGUUUGACCAAAGAAUCCAGCAAGAAAAAUCAAAAGCUGGACGUCAUAUAGAAGAAAUUACUGAUGACUAUGAAAGGCAGCUUGAAAUUGAAGCCAGCAAUCACGAAGAAGAAAUCGCAUCAUUGCAUAACGAAUUUAGAGAAAUGGAAACAUUUUACACAGAAGAAAUCACCAAAUUAAAUGAAAAAAUUGAAUUAGAUAACCAGAAAAUAGAGAGUCUUGAAAAACAUAUUGCUAAUUUAAAAACUCAGCUGAAUUCUACAUAUGAUUUUCACUCAAAUGCUCUUGAAUCUCAUCAAGAAAGCUUUAAUCAGCAGAGGCAAGGACUAUUUGACAAAUUGGAAACAAUGGCUACUGAUAUUGCUGAAAAAGAAAAAAAUUUAAUAUUAUUGAGGCACUCAAAAGAACAAAUUGAUAGGCAACUAAAUGCAAAAACAAAGGAUUUUGAAGAAUUAAAUGAAAAAUAUAUAAGCGAAAAAAGCAGUUUGGUAGAACAACUUAAUAAGAUUAAAGGAGAAAAAGAUGAGCUGAUGCUGGAAUUAGCAAAAGCGAAUAGUAAAGCAAAAAGAGAGCUUGCACUGUCUGCAAAUGAUAUAGAAAUGCUGCAGAAAAAACUAUCAGAAACUGAAACGCAGCUGGAAGAAAGUGAAUCUCGCUAUAAAGAGUCUAUAAUGGCAUUAAAAGAUGAAGUGGGAUCAAAAACAGAUAUUAUAACGCAAAGGCUUUUUAAAGAAAAUGAAGCACUUCAGCUGAAGUUAUCAGAUACUAAAAAAACUCUCAAGCAGCUAUCAUCGUCUAAUGCUAAGCAAAAUGCUGAAUUUGAAAAAGAAAAAUCAUCCUACGAAGAAAAAAUAGGAGAAUUAGGGAAAAAAUAUUCAGACUUAGAAAGGCAAUAUCAAGAGAUCCAAGAUAUAGCUUGUAAAAUUGAAUUAAGGCUCUUUACAUUUUAAAAUUAAGAUUCUUUUAAAAAGUGUUUUCAAUAAUUAGAGAAUCAAAUUAAUCAAAUACAAUAUAAAUCUCCAGGAAAAUCAAAAUCUGAAGUGUCAACAAAUAAUAAUAACGAACUUGAAAAUCUAAAGGUUCAAAUAUCUAAACUUGACAGAGAGCUAAGCACAAGGCAGCUUUCGUAUGACAGAGAUAAAAGUCUUUGGGAAAAUAAAUUCAACUUUCUACUCCAGCAAAGAGAUCAAGCCCGAAAAGAACUGGCAUCAGCCCAAGAAAAAUUCGACUCAAUAGUCGAAGAAAUUAAAUCAAAAUCCCUCUCAGAAAAAGAAAAAAUUGAAGCCAAAACAAACUCCAUGAUUUCUUCAAUCGAAGCAAAAUUCAGCUUACAAAUAUCAGAAAUCCAAAGUAAAAACGAUUUUCAGCAAAAAGAAAUUAAAGAUAAAUACCGGCAAAGUGAAAGAAAAAUCCAAGAAUUAAUUGAAGAAAUCGAAAAAGAAAAACAAAAAAAAGAAUCAAUUACUGCCUCAUAUGACAGAAAAAUUUUACAAUCUCAAGAAGCAGUCAGAAUACUAGAAAACGAAAUUAAGCAAGAAAGAGAAACCAGCCAAGAAAGCCUUAUGCAGCUAAUGGACAAGUUUUCAAAAGAAAGAGACGAAUGGAAAAAUAUAAUCAACGAAUAUGAAAAAAAAAUUAAGGAUCUUGAAGCCCACAAGUCGCAGCAAUUUAUUUUACAUGAAAAAGAAAGGGCGAAAUGGGCUCUUGAAAAAGACUCAAUAAUGUCGAACCAGACUGAAGCACAGCAUCAGUUGACACAUGUGCUGAAGAGGCAGGAUAGUUUAAAGAAAGAAAAUGAAAAAUUGAAAGCGCCUCGGCAAAGAUUGAUACCAAAAAAGUCUUCUGAAGUGUCAUUGAGUACUAAUAUUUCAUUUGAGGAGAUGUCAAGAUAUAAUCUUUAUAGUGGAAAAACAACGCCGACAAAAUUGAGUUCGGAAAUUUCUCCAAAAGCGCAAUUCAAUUUUAAAAGCCCACAACAGAGAUCUCGGAAUUCAUCAAAUAACUCAUAA